CAACCCUGCAGUGAGGAGAAAGCACACUUUGCGAAUCUCACUCUUGUCAUUCUCUCCCGUUGAAACUUCUUACACACACUCCCCCACCAGAUCGUCCAUCAAGGUCAUCCUCCUCCCCGAACCCGACGAACCCCACCAUACACCACACUACGAAGCAAGAGAAAGAACGCAGCCAUGUCCACUGAAGGUCAGACCAUCACCUGCAAAGCCGCCGUGGCCUGGGAAGCCGGCAAAGACCUCGUUAUUGAGGAUGUCGAGGUGCUCCCACCGCGCGCUCAUGAGGUCCGGAUAAAGGUCGCCUACACCGGCGUGUGCCACACGGAUGCGUACAUGCUCAGUGGAAAGGACCCCGAGGGUGCGUUCCCGGUCAUCGCGGGACAUGAGGGUGCGGGUAUCGUGGAGAGCAUUGGCGAGGGUGUGACGAAUGUCAAAGUUGGAGAUACCGUUGUUGCGCUUUACACACCCGAAUGCAAAGAAUGCAAGUUCUGCAAAUCCGGCAAGACCAACCUCUGCGGCAAGAUUCGCGCCACGCAGGGUAAAGGAGUGAUGCCCGAUGGCAGCUCUCGCUUCCGAUGCAAGGGCAAAGACCUCCUGCACUUCAUGGGCUGCUCGACCUUCUCCCAAUACACUGUCGUCGCCGACAUCUCCGUCGUGGCCGUGACCGACAAAGCUCCCAUGGACCGCACCUGUCUUCUCGGCUGUGGUAUCACCACCGGCUACGGCGCCGCGACCAUCACCGCUGGCAAGAACGGUGUCGAGAAGGGCGACAACGUGGCCGUGUUCGGAGCUGGCUGUGUUGGUCUGAGUGUCAUCCAGGGUGCCGCCAGCAGAAACGCGGGCAAGAUCAUCGUGGUUGAUGUCAACGACUCGAAGAAAGAGUGGGCGAGCAAGUUCGGAGCGACGGACUUUGUCAACCCGACCAAGGACCUCAAGGAGGGCGAGAAGAUUCAGGAUCGUUUGGUCGAGAUGACAGAUGGCGGCUGCGACUACACUUUCGACUGCACGGGUAACGUGCAUGUCAUGCGAUCCGCGCUCGAGGCCUGCCACAAGGGUUGGGGCGAGAGCAUCAUCAUUGGUGUUGCGGCUGCUGGACAGGAGAUUGCUACACGACCGUUCCAACUCGUCACCGGCCGCGUAUGGAAGGGCUGUGCUUUCGGUGGUGUCAAGGGCCGCAGCCAAAUGGGUGGUCUCAUCGACGACUACAUGGGCGGCAAGCUCAAGGUCGACGAGUUCAUCACUCAUCGCCAGAACUUGGGUGGCAUCAACGAUGCUUUCCACGAUAUGCAUGCGGGUGACUGCAUUCGCUGUGUGGUGGAUAUGCAGAAGCUUUAGAUUCUUCGAGGGGAUGAUGAGGAAGGCACAGCGGAUAUAGUAGUUCUAGAGAGCAGGAUGUCAUGAGAGUUAUGAGUAUCG
Zymoseptoria tritici IPO323 is the source of this 1413-nucleotide messenger RNA. RefSeq lists its product as uncharacterized. Gene Ontology annotation, cellular component: cytosol. Lineage: Eukaryota; Fungi; Ascomycota; Dothideomycetes; Mycosphaerellales; Mycosphaerellaceae. Gene Ontology annotation, molecular function: zinc ion binding; S-(hydroxymethyl)glutathione dehydrogenase [NAD(P)+] activity. Bases 175 to 1332 code for a protein of 385 amino acids. The record is from RefSeq and is a predicted model, not a curated record. Gene Ontology annotation, biological process: formaldehyde catabolic process. The transcript has 3 exons.